Effrenium voratum is the source of this 879-nucleotide messenger RNA. Lineage: Eukaryota; Dinophyceae; Suessiales; Symbiodiniaceae. The record is from the annotation of a GenBank genome assembly.
GCGCAUCGCCCCGCAGCGAGACCCCGAGCGGCCGCUGCGGCCAGCCACAUCUUGGAUCCUGUUUCUGCAGGACUUCCGCGCGCAGACCACGGCCCUGAAGGGGAAGGAGGUCAUGUCGGCGGCCUCCCAAAAGUGGAAGGCGAUGGCAGCAGAUAGCAAGGCCAAAUACGAGGAGCCGGCGAAAGAGGCUAGAAGCAAGUAUGCUCAAGCCAUGAAGAGCUACGUGGAGUCCGGCAAGAAGGACGCUUGGAAGCGGGACCCAGAGCGUCCCACGCGGCCGCUGUUGCCGUACAUGCGCUUCAUGCAGGAGUACCGCAAGACGGCCACGGGAUCGAUGCUCGAGGUCACCAAGUCUGGGGCUUCGGAGUGGAGGGCCAUGAGCGACGCCGAGAAGCGGCGCUGGGCAGGGAGCUACGACACCGAGAAGGCGGAAUAUGCGGAAGCAAUGAGGAAAUACAAGGAGUCAGGGAAGGAAGCCGCGUAUAAGGAGAAGGUCGGUAUCCUAGCGCAGCAAGAGAAGUUGAAGGCCAAGAAGAAAAUAGAGGCUGACAAGGCCAAGAAAGCCAAAGUUAGUGAAAAGGCAAAAGCAGCCAAAACCGCAGAAAAGGCAAAAGCAGCCAAAACCGCAGAAAAGGCAACCAAGAAGUCGAAGUCGAAAGCGGCUGACAAGGUAAAGAAGGGCGCGCCCACGAAGGUCGCAAAGGCCGAGGCAGAGGUGCAAAAGGCAAAGGAGGUCCUGAAGAAGGCGAAGGCCGCCGCCAAGUUGAAGCAGGCCAAAGCGAAGGCCAAGGCCUGAGUGAGUCUCUGGGAAUCGACAACAGGCUCCAGAGAGUGGUGUUCGGCUCACGGCCCGAAUCUCCACAAGGACUCUCCAUGGGA